This is a messenger RNA of Penicilliopsis zonata CBS 506.65, 1938 nucleotides long. RefSeq lists its product as hypothetical. Gene Ontology annotation, molecular function: zinc ion binding; DNA binding; DNA-binding transcription factor activity, RNA polymerase II-specific. The coding region runs from base 1 to 1938 and encodes 645 amino acids. Gene Ontology annotation, biological process: DNA-templated transcription. NCBI's taxonomy places the organism in Eukaryota, Fungi, Ascomycota, Eurotiomycetes, Eurotiales, Aspergillaceae. Gene Ontology annotation, cellular component: nucleus. The record is from RefSeq and is a predicted model, not a curated record. The transcript is spliced from 4 exons.
AUGCCGUUGCCAGGCACGACGCGCCCGUACCGGUCGCACAAGAUCCCAGCGUGCGAUUUCUGCCGGAGACGCAAGAGUCGAUGCACGCAGGAUGUUGCUGACCAGCCGUGUCUCCUGUGUCGGAUGCAUGGGGCGGAGUGUUCGCGUACAGGCAUGUCCACUGUGUCCAGACCGGUGACAGCGAGGAAACGACUGAGGAAGAGCAGUGAUGCUGGGGAGAGUCAUCAACCAGCAGCACCAGCAGCAGCAGGAGCAGAUGACGGUACCCAGUCCGAUCACAUUGUUGGGCCUGCGAUGGCUCGCGACGCACAGGUGCUGGGCCAGUACGAGACACACCCGAACCCGUACAGCGUGUACUCGGACGACAGCCGCAACCCGGUGGUGUACAUGAAGGUGCCGCGGCAGCGCAACGUGGUGCCGUCUGGCAACGGGACGGCGGGUUUCCGGCAAUUCGAGACGAUGGAGAAGAUCGUCGAGCCGCUGGGCGCAGAGCUGAGCGCCCUCUACUGGGAGCGCGUGCACCCGGCCUUCCCCGUGCUGGACGAGGAGACGGUACGCGAAGCCUACGCGCAGGACAUGCUGCCGCACACGCUGGGCUGCGAGGUGUACGCGGGUGCGCUGGUCUGGUGGUCUGCCUCGCCGGUCAUUGCGGCUUCGCGACGUCCACUCCCUGACGUGCGGUACCUGUGGAAUCUGGCCGUCAGCGCGCUCAACGACGACUUCCUGGCGCCUACGUUUUCCACAGUCCUCGCCUGCGUGCUCGAUCUCGCGGGCCGGCCCAUCACCUCCAUCAAGUACAACGCCGUCAACACCGGCCGUGUCGUUGCUCUGUCGCAGAGUCUAGGGCUGAACCGGAACCCGUCGCGAUGGGGGCUGGAUCACCGGCAGACUAGCUUGCGUAUUCGGACUUGGUGGGCAGUGUUUAUCCAUGAUCAGUGGGUAAGUCUGUCGCACGGCACCCCUCCUCAUAUCCACCGUUCGCAGUGGGAUGUUCCCAUCCCUGAUGCAGAUACUCUGCUUCUCGCCUCUUCGGAUGGAACCCCCGUCUCGACGGCUCGUCGGCAGGGCGGGCAGUCUUUCAUUGCUCUAUGCCGUCUGACUGUCCUCCUGGGCAACGUACUGCCCAUGAUCUACACGUUACAUCCUCAAAGCACGCCGGAUGCUUCGUUCAGCGAGCUGCGCCGCCAUGAGGCCGCCCUCGACGAGUGGAAGAAGGACCUCCCGGACUGGCUGCGGCCGGGCAGUCUCGCGCAGGACCGCUUGGCGGCCGGCGCGUUGAGUCUGCAGCUGUCGUAUUUGGCGGUACAGAUGUGUCUGUGUCGGAUUGCUUUACUGGUAGAACUCCACCGGUCAGAGGCAGAUGUUACAGAAGAAAGAUCCUACCAUCAAUCCCAGUGCCGCCGUGCAGCGCAAGCAGUCAUCGACUUUGUCGUCUCGCUGACCCGUAAUGAGAUGGAUGCCUUCUGGCUACCAUACACGGCGUACCAUUUCACCUCGGCCGCCACGCUGAUCCUACGCUGCGCACUGGAAGCUGACAACGCCGAGACGGCGCAGGAAUGCGUCGCCAGCGCAAAGACGCUCGUGGACUUGCUGCGCCGCGCGAGAGACACCCAUAACUGGGACCUCGCGGACAUCUGUCUGGGCCAGUGCGGGGCGGUCGUCGACAAGCUCUGCGACAGCUCCUUCCUACAUACCUGGCGACGCAUCCCCCACGAAGCAGCAUCUAGUAUUCAGAAAGACGGCAUAGAGACGCCGUUGCCUGCCGCGCAGCAGGAGCAGCAGCCCGCACCAGGUGUUAAUCUUGAAGGAAUGGAAGCGAAUGGAUACGUUCCUGGUUUCCUCCCUGAGACAAUGUCUUUUCCCUCGAUGGAAAGCUUUCUGUUUCCAGACCUAUGGCAGAUGCCUUCCAUGGACGACUUUGCUUAUCGGGGUGGUUGA